Pseudophryne corroboree (corroboree frog) is the source of this 960-nucleotide messenger RNA. Its product is annotated as forkhead box protein D5-B-like. Gene Ontology annotation, molecular function: RNA polymerase II cis-regulatory region sequence-specific DNA binding; DNA-binding transcription factor activity, RNA polymerase II-specific. The transcript has a single exon. NCBI's taxonomy places the organism in Eukaryota, Metazoa, Chordata, Amphibia, Anura, Myobatrachidae. Gene Ontology annotation, biological process: anatomical structure morphogenesis; cell differentiation; regulation of transcription by RNA polymerase II. The coding region runs from base 1 to 960 and encodes 319 amino acids. The record is from RefSeq and is a predicted model, not a curated record.
AUGGCAGCAGGAAGCCUGUGCCCGGGCACCGGGGACACCGCAGCAGCAGGACAGCUGGACGACGAGGAGGAGAUAGACAUACUGGGGGAUGAGGAGGAAGAGGAGGACGGCUGUGACUUCCAGCCGGGCUCCUCAGGCACGGAGAUGGGAGAGAUGUCCCCCACUGCCCCCGGCUGCCCAGAGAGCGGGGUGGGCGACCCGGAGUCCGGGGGGAAGGGCAGGAGGGCCCCGGUGAAGCCCCCGUACUCGUACAUCGCGCUGAUCACCAUGGCCAUCCUGCAGAGCCCGCACAGGAAGCUCACCCUCAGCGGCAUCUGCCACUUCAUCAGCAACAGGUUUCCCUACUACCGGGACAAGUUCCCGGCCUGGCAGAACUCCAUCCGCCACAACCUCUCCCUCAAUGACUGCUUCAUCAAGGUGCCCCGGGAGCCCGGCAACCCCGGCAAGGGCAACUACUGGACCCUGGACCCGGCCUCGGAGGACAUGUUUGACAACGGCAGCUUCCUCCGGCGCAGGAAGAGGUUCAAGAGGCAUCACAGCCGCUACCUGAAGGACGGGCUCAUGCUCUACCCCCCCGCACACUGCUACCGGGCGUACCGAGGCCGCCAGCCGCCGCCCCUCCUGCAGCUACCAUGCGUGCCCCUGAUGCCCGGGCACCCGCGGCUGCCAUACCGGGACGGGACGGCGGAGAGGCUCUCCCAGGGACUGCACACUGAGCUCUCGGGCAAGGCUCAGCAGCUGGGCGGCAGUCCCCCAAGCCGGGUCUCUUUCAGCAUAGACAGCAUCAUUAGGCAGCCUGAGCCGGAGAUCCCCCUGCCAAACCUGCCCCAGACCUGGCCCUACAGCCCCCUCCUGCACCGGUCCCUGCUCCCCGCCGUGCUCACUGCCGGCCACCCCGUCCUGGCGUGCUAUGGGGGCAGCGGCCAGUACUGUCACCUCCGCUUCCCCGGCACCCUGUGA